GAUGAGGAGAUUUCAAAAGAGAAAGCCUAGAGUGAAACCUUUCAUAGACAUUAUCAAUAAUCGGUAGGAUGGACAAUUUUAUAGAAAUCUUUUUGCAGCGGCAUUUUGGUUGAAUCAUCGAUUUCAAUAUGAUGCAAAUAUAAUGGAUAAACAUAUGAGCACCAUUUCUGGACUUCUAGAUGUUCUUGAGAAGUAUGCACAUGGAAAUCUACCAUUGCAAAGUAAGAUUACAAGUGAGAUGAAGUUUUUUAGGAAUGCUGAACAUGACUUUGGCCGAGCGUCCGCAAUAAAUAAUCGCACCCUUAUGCCUCCAGAUGAAUGGUGGAUGACAUAUGGAACCAGCGCUCCAAAUCUACAACAAUUGGCUAUACGAGUGUUAAGUCAAACUUGUAGUUCUUCGGGAUGUGAGAGAAAUUGGAGUAUGUUUGAACAUAUUCAUUCCAAGAAGAGAAAUAGAUUGGAGCACAAAAGGCUUAAUGACCUUGUUUACGUCCACUGCAAUCUAAGAUUGAAACUAAAGUAUUUUUCUUUUCUCUAA
Populus trichocarpa (black cottonwood) is the source of this 538-nucleotide messenger RNA. RefSeq lists its product as uncharacterized. Gene Ontology annotation, molecular function: protein dimerization activity. Bases 143 to 538 code for a protein of 131 amino acids. The record is from RefSeq and is a predicted model, not a curated record. The transcript has 2 exons. NCBI's taxonomy places the organism in Eukaryota, Viridiplantae, Streptophyta, Magnoliopsida, Malpighiales, Salicaceae.